Tripterygium wilfordii is the source of this 2392-nucleotide messenger RNA. Its product is annotated as importin subunit alpha-2-like. The transcript has 11 exons. The coding region runs from base 175 to 1764 and encodes 529 amino acids. Gene Ontology annotation, biological process: NLS-bearing protein import into nucleus. Gene Ontology annotation, molecular function: nuclear import signal receptor activity; protein binding. The record is from RefSeq and is a predicted model, not a curated record. Lineage: Eukaryota; Viridiplantae; Streptophyta; Magnoliopsida; Celastrales; Celastraceae. Gene Ontology annotation, cellular component: nucleus; cytoplasm.
CGACACUUGUUUUCUCCUCUUCGUGGAAAGAAUUAAAUUCAAAUCGUAUAAUUCAAAAAUUCCCCAAGUGAUCUGUUUGGGUAGGGUUCUGAAUUCAUCAAAUCAGUCGAGCAAUCAGCUUUCCCAAUCACGAUUCUCUUGUUUUGGUUGAUCAGCGAAUAGUUUGAAGCAAAGAUGUCGCUGAGGCCGAACGCUAGGACUGAGGUGAGGCGGAACCGCUACAAGGUGGCGGUGGAUGCGGAAGAGGGUAGGAGGAGGCGCGAGGACAACAUGGUUGAGAUCCGCAAGAAUCGACGGGAGGAGAGUUUGCAGAAGAAGCGACGUGAGGGGCUCCAGGCGCAGCAGAUUCCUGCAUCCAUCUCCUCUUCAGCUGUCGAAAAGAAGUUGGAAAAUCUACCAGCCAUGGUUGCUGGAGUUUGGUCAGAUGAUAAGACCCUACAGCUUGAGGCCACCACCCAGUUCAGAAAACUGCUAUCGAUUGAACGCAGCCCUCCAAUAGAGGAAGUUAUUCAAGCUGGUGUUGUUCCACGGUUUGUUGAGUUUCUUAUGAGGGAGGACUACACACAGCUUCAGUUUGAGGCUGCCUGGGUUCUUACGAAUAUUGCCUCAGGGACAUCAGUGAACACCAAGGUUGUUAUUGACCAUGGUGCUGUCCCGAUCUUUGUGAAACUUCUUGGUUCUCCUAGUGAUGAUGUUCGUGAGCAGGCUGUGUGGGCACUGGGAAAUAUUGCGGGUGAUUCUCCGAGAUGUCGUGAUUUAGUCCUUGGGCAUGGAGCUUUGCUUCCUUUAUUGGCACAGCUUAAUGAGCACGCCAAACUUUCCAUGCUGAGAAAUGCUACCUGGACUUUGUCAAACUUUUUCCGUGGCAAACCUCAGUCAUCCUUUCAUCAGGUUAAUCCUGCACUUCCAGUUCUAGCACGACUUAUUCAUUCAAAUGAUGAAGAAGUCUUGACAGAUGCAUGUUGGGCACUUUCUUAUCUAUCUGAUGGUACAAAUGACAAAAUUCAAGCUGUUAUUGAGGCAGGGGUGUGCCCCAGGCUUGUUGAGCUUUUAACGCACCCAUCUCCUUCUGUGCUUGUUCCUGCCCUUCGCACGGUUGGAAACAUUGUCACUGGUGAUGAUAUGCAGACUCAGUGUAUCAUCAACCAUCAAGCAUUGCCUUGCCUUCUGACACUGUUGACCAAUAACUACAAAAAGAGCAUAAAAAAGGAAGCUUGUUGGACUAUCUCAAAUAUCACAGCUGGCAACAAAGAGCAAAUUCAGUCUGUAAUUGAGGCUUUAAUUAUUGGCCCACUUGUUCAUCUACUUCAAAAUGCUGAGUUUGACAUCAAGAAGGAGGCUGCGUGGGCAAUCUCGAAUGCGACAUCUGGGGGUACACUUGACCAGAUCAAGUACCUUGUAAGCCAAGGUUGCAUAAAGCCCUUGUGUGACCUUCUCAUCUGCCCUGAUCCAAGAAUUGUCACCGUCUGUUUAGAAGGUCUUGAGAACAUCUUGAAGGCGGGAGAAGCUGACAAGAAUUUGGGUAAUACCGGAGAUGUUAAUAUAUAUGCUCAACUGAUUGAUGAUGCUGAAGGAUUAGAGAAGAUUGAGAACCUUCAGUCUCAUGACAAUACUGAGAUAUAUGAGAAGGCAGUGAAGAUUCUUGAGACGUAUUGGUUGGAAGAGGAGGAUGAAACGAUGCCACCGGGUGAUGCUCCUCAAGGGUUUCAGUUUGGAGGUAGUGAAGUUCCCACAGUACCUUCUGGUGGAUUCAACUUCAGCUGAAGAAAUUGUAGAUGGUUUCUAUCUUCCAGAUCUUGUGGUCGAAUAUGGUUGGUUAUUGUUUGGAAUUGAGUACAGUUGGACAUCGUUGGAGUUAAGGUCAGGGGUCUUGUCAUCGUGUCUUGGUCCUUUGGGGUCUAGUGUCCUUGUAUGGUCGUAUGGUUGUGAGGGUUGCUUGACGGGCCUGGGUUUUACCACGUGACUACAAAAUUUCGGAGGAGAGGUACAGAUGGAUUGGCUGUAUGAUGUGCAUUGGUUCAUUUCCGCAAUAAGCCGAGAAAUGGGAGCUCCCUUUUCUCAUCGAGUGGUUGUCUCUGGAGGUUGGUCUCCUCUUAUGAAGAUGAUGACGAGUCUUUAUUCUCGGUUUACCUAGUUGUCAACUUGUCAUAGUAGUGUGAGGUAUGCAUUGUCUUUUGUCGCAGGUCCCAAAAUGCUUCUUUACAUCAUUCUUAUUUUUUCUUAUGAUAAGUUUUUGUCUUUAUAGGGUAUUUUUUUUUGUCAUGAUUUCUUGUUUUCUCGUAUUUUUUUUUUAGUUUGUAGGCUACAAUAUGUACUGGUUCUGAUAAAUGAUAAAGCAGAAGUGCCAAACGAAAUAAGAUUCAUUUGCUGUCAUUGCGAAUCUUUGUGGUUU